This is a messenger RNA of Parnassius mnemosyne (clouded apollo), 723 nucleotides long. Lineage: Eukaryota; Metazoa; Arthropoda; Insecta; Lepidoptera; Papilionidae. The record is from the annotation of a GenBank genome assembly.
GGUUCUGUGACAACAACAAUACGAGACUUUUCAUUUUCAUCAAUUUUCAUUUUGAGUUGAGUUUUUCCCACAUAUUUUUAGUGAGCAAAUGCAUAAUUAACGAAUCGCUGCCGUGGUUUUGAAGAUUAUUACAUGUUUUAGUCACUCUCGCAGCUCACCUUAAUAAAAAAAAAAUACCGAGUCAGUGUUGUAAAUAAGAUGUCAAAUGGUGAAUAUAGACAUGUGUGGCGAAUUGUAAUUAGAAAUCUCUUAAAUUCUUUGAAACCACGCCAAAUACAAGGCAACCAAAUGGGUCGAGAUUAUAUAGGAAAUAUUUACUAUGAAAUUCCUGCUGAUCCUAGUAGAGGUAAACGAAAGCCCUCUCGUUGGUAUGACCCUCCCAAGGGAUUAGAUUUUCAAGAUCCUCUGCCAGCUGAGUGGGAAUCAUGGUUACGAAUGAGAAGAAAGGAGCCUCCAACAGAAGAAGAAAUUGCUAAAAAUCUUGCUAUAGCACAAAUGAAGAAAGAAAAUGCUGCAAAAAUAGAAACUCAAAGGUUAGCAGAUGGAGGCUCUUUGCCAGCACCUCCAAAAAGAGGGCCACAGUCAUUUCCUACAUACCCUGAUUUUCAUGGUGGAGAUCCGACAAAUCAAUAUAAGAAAUAAAAAUAUGUACAGUGUUAAAAUAUUAGUUAUUAUUUUUAAAAUGUAGUUGUUGCAUAUUAUAAUUAGUAAAUUAUUUCAUAU